Molecule: messenger RNA, 6107 nt
Organism: Cololabis saira (Pacific saury)
Lineage: Eukaryota; Metazoa; Chordata; Actinopteri; Beloniformes; Belonidae
Product: tetratricopeptide repeat protein 39C-like
Exons: 14
Coding region: 387-2117 (576 amino acids)
Biological process (GO): cilium assembly; otolith morphogenesis
Molecular function (GO): protein binding
Source: RefSeq, a predicted model, not a curated record
UGUGGUUCUGGUUGGGCAGCGCAGUUAUGUAAUGCGUCGGGAUGCUGCUGCUGCACGGAGGGAAAGUGACGGACGGCUAAUGCAGUGAUAUCCCACGACGUUCGGGCUUGUGCAUGGAUCCUCGGGCAGCUGCAGCAUCAUCACCCACCCUGGACCGCUGGAGAGUGUCGGAGGAGAGCGCGUCUCUCUGCUGAAGCCCCGCCGUCUGGAGCCUGCGGGAGCCGCACAUCUGCCCUGUAGCCGGCCACAGGCGCUCCCUGUUCAACACCAGCCCUCACGUCGUCUGAAGAAACCAAUGCGGGCUUGUCUCAGACAGGACACGGCUUCACAUCUCUCCCUUUAUCGCGGCGGUCUGAUCCGACGGCCCCUGGGCUUUAUUCUAAGCAAUGGCGGGUCCCGAGCAGACGCAGCAGCAGGUGGAGGAGAAGGCAGAGCACAUAGAUGAUGCCGAGAUGGCUCUGCAAGGGAUCAACAUGCUGCUCAACAACGGAUUCAAGGAAAGCGACGAACUUUUCAAGAGAUACAGGACCCAGAGUCCUCUGAUGAGCUUUGGGGCCAGCUUUGUCAGUUUCCUGAAUGCCAUGAUGACGUUUGAGGAGGAGAAGAUGCAGAUGGCUUGUGACGACCUGAGGACCACUGAGAAACUGUGUGAGAGCGACAGCGCUGGAGUGUUAGAGACAAUCAGAAACAAGAUUAAAAAGAGUAUGUACUCCCAAAGGUCAGGCGUGCUUGUCGUGGACCGCCUGCAGAGGCAGAUCAUUGUUGCUGACUGCCAAGUGUACCUCGCCGUGCUAUCCUUCGUCAAACAGGAACUCUCAGCUUAUAUUAAAGGAGGCUGGAUUCUUCGUAAGGCGUGGAAGAUGUAUAAUAAAUGCCACAGCGACAUCAGCCAGCUGCAGGAAGGCUGCCAGCGCCGGCCCUCCGGCAACCAGGAGAGUCUUUCAGCAGACAACGCUAACCACAACGCACCGGUGGAGAACGGUGUGACGGCCGAGGCCCUGGACAGACUCAAGGGCUCUGUCAGUUUUGGUUAUGGCCUCUUCCACCUCUGCAUCUCCAUGGUACCACCACACCUGCUGAAGAUUAUCAACCUGCUGGGUUUUCCUGGCGACCGCCUGCAGGGUCUGUCCUCCCUCAUGUAUGCCAGCGAGAGCAAGGACAUGAAGGCCCCACUGGCAACGUUGGCCCUUUUGUGGUACCACACAGUGGUGCUGCCGUUCUUUGCUCUGGAUGGCUCCGACACGCACACCGGGCUGCAGGAAGCCAAAGCUAUCCUGCAGAGGAAGUCAGUGGUUUACCCCAACUCCUCUCUCUUCAUGUUCUUUCAAGGACGAGUUCAAAGGUUGGAGUGCCACAUCAACAGUGCUUUGGCCUGUUUCCAUGAUGCAUUAGAACUGGCAUCAGACCAAAGAGAGAUCCAGCAUGUGUGUCUCUAUGAGAUUGGUUGGUGCAGCAUGAUAGAGAUGAAUUUUGAAGAUGCGUACAGAGCGUUUGAGAGGUUGAAGAACGAGUCGCGCUGGUCACAGUGCUAUUAUGCCUACUUGACUGGAGUGUGCCAGGGCGCUUCGGGGGACCUGGAUGGAGCAAACAGGGUCUUCAAAGACGUGCAGAAGCUGUUCAAGAGAAAAAACAACCAGAUAGAGCAGUUUGCUGUCAAAAGGGCUGAUAGACUGAGAAAGGUCUCGCCCACCAAAGAGCUAUGCAUCCUUGGUAUAAUCGAGGUACUCUACCUGUGGAAAGCCCUGCCCAACUGCUCUCCAUCCAAACUGCAGAUAAUGAAUCAGGUGUUGCAGAGCAUAGAUGAGGUUUCCUGCAGAGGCCUGAAAUAUCUUCUUCUCGGCUCCAUUCACAAAUGCCACGGAAACAUGAGAGAUGCCGUUCAGUCAUUCCAGCUGGCUGCUAGAGAUGACUACGGACGGCAUAUUAACUCCUACAUUCAGCCCUACGCUGUCUAUGAGCUGGGAUGUAUACUCCUUGGAAAACCAGAGACCGUGGGAAAGGGACGAUCAUUCCUACUCCAAGCCAAGGAGGAUUUUACAGGCUACGACUUUGAGAACCGGCUCCACGUCCGCAUCCACUCAGCCCUGGCCUCUCUGAAGGAAGUAGUGCCUCAGUGACUCCCGGCAGAAAGACUUCAGUGGCUCAAGCUUUGCACGAAGUUGGAAGCCAUUCACAGUCACUUUUUGAUAUAUCGGUGAACAAAUUCCUGUGUUUUUCAUUCUUAAAUGAUUUGAAGACAUAGUGUACAUAUAUUUGUCACUUUAUCUAGUCAGACUGAUAAUGAAGUGCCAUCUCUGUGCAUUUUGUACAGCACUAGUUGUCAAAGUGUUCAUACUAGCACGCAGAUAAGAUAUAGACUGUGCAGGUUACCCACACCUGAAAUCACCAAAGUUAUACUGGGGCAAAUAUUUUGCCAGCCAGCAAACUCAUCCCCAGUACUUUCAUACCUAUAUUUGAUUACUGCAGUUGUUAAAAAACUACAGCGGUUGUAAAAUGCAAAAUAAAUAUUAAACAGUAAAAACAAGGUAACUUUCUCGAUGUUUCCCCCUGUUUUCAGUUUUUGGGCUAAGAUAGGUUAACGCAGCCCUGGCCUUUUUAUUUGGAUGGGAUGCACAGAGACAAAACUACUAUAAAUCCCUGACCGUGGGCAAAAUGAAUAGAUGCAUUACAUCAAGUCUCUAGCUGUUUCUCAAGUAUUUUUCUCACUGUUGUGUGUUUGGCCGUUAGUAACAUUUUUACUGUUUAAAUGUACGUGUAGAAGUUUUUAAUUACGCUUCUCCCUUCAGUGAGCAAUUCAGCAUGUAGGGUAAUAUUUCAUCCAACUGUUUUCUACAUCUGCUUCAUCCUGGGGCCUUUCCCGGCUGACAUGGAGCAACGAUCAGGAUGCAACCCAGACAGCUCACCCGUCCAUCAUAGACGUAACCUUUCAACCAUAAGAUUUAACAAAAAACAUAAACAGGCAUCAGCGCAUUAUUAUUACAUUCAUGCUCAAUUUGAGUCCAUUAAAAUAUAAUAGAAUCAUGCAAAUUCACAUAACAUAGCACUUACUACUGUAAUGAUUUCAAUUCAAUAUUUGGCUCUGGAGUCACUUAUAUGCUUAUAAGUGACACUUUUGGGUGAUACAUCUUAUAAAUAUCAUUUUAAUUUUCAAUUAGUGCUUUUUCCUUUGCUUAGCCAGGAAAAGAGAAAACCCCUGCACCCCUCCCGCCAUUUUAUUUGCAACUUUAACUGGAAACGCAAGUUUUGGUGUAGAAAAUAAUAUCAGACAGAUUCACCCAAGACUCUUGCAGGCGAUUAGUCAAGUUAUUUUAAAGGGACCUCCCCUCAGUCCAGAAUAAACAGCGACUACAUGGCAUUACGCACAAAUGCAUAGUUAGAUCUCAAAUUGGUUCAAAUAAAUGAAUAUUAGAUUAUUUCAUUUUAACACUGUCAAAUUUCCCUCUAAAGACUCGUUCGUUAUAAUCCUUUAUAUCGGCAAACAGUAGAGAGGACACUUGAAAAUAAGGCAAAAAAGAGAGUGUAAAAUACCUGUAUUUGAUAAAAGUACAUAAUAAGAACAUGUAAAAAUCAAUUUAAUGGUGCUAAAAUAUUGUAGUUUUAUAUCUUACAUGGUAUCAGCAAUAGUUCAACAAAUACAAGGAUUUCGGACGGACUUUACGAAAGUAAAUAAAUCAGCAAAUAUGGGAUAGAUAGGAUGCAGGAGUUCUCUCUUAUCUGGCCUCAGGCACACCUGAAGGUGCACACCUGAAGGUGUGCAUGAGCCUCUGACUUCUUGAUUAAAUCAUAAAAAUCUGCAGUGAAGUCACCUGUUAAAGCAAGUCACAUCCAACAGAGGUCGCUUGAAUUCACAAUGGAAACAAACAAACCAGCAAAUAAUUCAUCACAGGAAGUAGUUAAAUAACAUCACUGGUCAUCUUGAGUCACAUAGAGAAGUCACAUUCAACUAGUCAGACAGUGAGAUCACCACACUUUAUGACAUAAAAUAGUAUUUUGUUAUUGUCUGUUUGCUCCAUUUUCUUUUAAUGAUGCAUUUGUCAUUGUUUAUGUGCUCUAUGCAUGGCAUCCCUGACCAACGAUGACUUUAAGACUGUACUGAAGUCAACUUUCCUGCAAAUACAUUAAGUUAUUACAUCACAGUAUCUUCAGGACUGUAAUGUUGCCUAAUGAACAUAUAUAAUUAUUUUAGAUGUUUUGUUUAGUGAUAGAGGCCUUUCAUUUACGUUACGUCAUAAUAAUGACAUGUUUAUUUAUUUCAACCCCAAUUCCAAAGAAGUUGGGGCGCUGUGUAAAAUGUUAAUAAAAACAGAAUUAAGUGAUUUGCAAAUUUCAUAAACCCGUAUUUUAUUCCCAAUAGAACAUAAACAACAUAUAAGAUGUUAAAACUGUGACAUUUUGCCCUUUACUGGUGGAAUAUUAGCUAAUUUUGAAUUUGUGGGCAGCAACACAUCUGAAAAAGGUUGGAACUGGUCAGUGUUUACCGUUGUGGCCCUUCAGGAGGAAUGUUGUCCCACUCUUGUCUGAAUAUAACCACUAGCUGCUCGACUUCAUUACUGGAUUUUUAAUUUCAUGAUGCACCAUCUACUUUGUAGUAGUGAAAGUUCGUGCUCUUGCCAUGAAGUUGUGAUGGAUGCAGCGUGUUGCUGAAAUAUGCAAGAGACGUCUGGAUGAGAGCAUAUGCUGCUCUAAAACCUCUACGUGCUUUUAAGCAUUGAUGAUGCCUAUCCAGAUAUGUAAAUUACUUAUGAACUGUCGGGUAAUAACAAGCUGGAUAGUCCAGAGGUCCAUGCUUUCCAAAAAGAAUUUCAAAUUUUGUUUAAUCUGAUCAUUGAAUGAGCUUUGACCCACAGAAGACAGCAGCACUCCUGGUACAUAUGGUUAUUCUUUGCAUGACAGACCCUUAAGCUGAAUUUUUGGAUUGCACAGCAAACUGUGUUCACAGACAGCGCUCUCUGGAUGCGUUACUGAGCCCAUGCAGUGAAUUCCAGUAUAGACUGUCUAUAUACAUAAGUCUAUGUUAAAUGUCUCCUGCCUCCUGAGACUCCAAAGAUCAAGAGCCCCCAAUUUUGACCUUCAGCUUUAUCCCAUUUGCAGAGAUGCCUCCUGAUUCUUGGAAUCUUAUAAUGAUAUUACACACUGUAGAUGGUGGGAUUUUACACCGAGGAACAUUUUCCUGAAAUUGUUCCACAAUUUUUUGACAGUUUGUCUCAAAUUGGUGAACCUCUUCCCAUCUUUACAUCUGAGAGGCCUCGCCUGUCUGAAAUACUGCUUUUAUGCGUAUUGUGUUGUUGACGUGCUGCCAAUUAACCUAAUUAGUAGUUUGUUUCAUUUGUACCAGUUAUUUUUUUGUGCUGCCUCCACCAAUUUCAAGAUAAACUUAUAUUUUCCAUGAAAUCUGAUAUGUAUUGUGCUUACGUCUCAAAUGGCCUCAUGAGAUUUGCAAAUCACCGUGUUUUGUUUUUAUUUACAUUUUGUCCAGCAUUCCAUCCUUUUAGAAUUUGGGUUGCACAUAAAAAUAAUACUUUUACAGGAAAAAUAUAUGCUGCCUUGAUUUGAGUACUGUGACCGCCAGUAUCAGCGAUCAAGCUAUUCAGAAUCUUGUGUUGGACAAAUAACAGUCAUCAGUGUCAUUUUAAUAAGCUUUUUAAAUAGUAUCACACUAUCCGCACAUGAUAUUUUCAUUGCAAUUCCUUUUUAAGCAGGAUACUGUCUUUAUGUCAUUUAAGCAAUAUAACUAACUGACAUUGAGGAUUUUGUUGAAAAGGAUUCCAACAAUGAUCAGCUGUGUUUUUCCUUUCACCUUUAAAGUUGUGGACUUGUACAUUUGUUUUUUUCCUAAAAUGAUUGUUAAGACAGUGCUUCUCAUUCCUUGUGGCUCUGAUGGAUAUAAAAUGUUGUAAAUGUUGAGGUGGCUGCUGUCAUGCAGUCUGUGCAGUGAAAGUCAUUUUGCGGUGUAAUAUCAGUCAGAUGUUACGUUCCUGCUGUACCAAUUACCUCUUUCACCAGAACAUUUCCUCCUUUUGUCAAGGGAAUUUCUUGAAAUCAAGAUAUUGGGAUGAUGAUGUUUCAGUCUGUCACUAAACUGAACAAUAAACUAUUCUCCAUCAUUC